AUGUUUGAAUAUAAACGGCCUAUUUCUUCUAUAAUAGACGGUCCGCGGUUUACCAUUGCGCAGAUAGGAAAUGCGUACUGUGUGGUGGCUGCAGUGGGGAAUUUCUACAAGACGUACAGCGCAGAGAAACUUAGCACACUUGGGCGCUGCCGCGAGGGAGAGACCAUCAAAAGCAUCACUUCUUUGGGAAGAUACGUUGUUGCCGCAGCAGGCACAGAGAUAGAUAUAUACAACCAGGGAGCUAGCAUACAAAAGAUAGACGUAAAAGAAGAGAUCAAAGAAGUUCUGGCAUACGAAGACUUUCUGGUGGUAAAGCUUGAAAAAAAAGUCAUAAGAGUGGAUUUUGACGAGAUAGAAAAGAUCGAAGAAAAAACAGUAGAGCACACAAUAACAGAGCUAAGCAACACACCCAGUGAGAUGGAAAGCGUGCACAAGCUAGAGCUAAAGAACAAGCUUCUAAUUGUGGCGCAGGGCCAGCUCCACAUAUACGCGAUUGACAAGAAGAGAGUUAUAUACACGAUGAAAUGCGCGAGUAUAAGUGAAAAAGUAGUCGAUGUAUCAAGUUCUAUUUCGCCGGAAAUAGUGGCAAUAUCCACAGCAAAAGAGGUCAUGGUGGUGCAGCUCAAGAAGGAUGUGCUCCUCCAGCAGUUUGCCUUUGACGGCAUACAGUCAGUGGACUUCAGAAGAAGCGUGCAGCACAAGGAGCUUGCAGUGCUGACAGAAAAAGAAGUCAUUAUCCUCUGUUUGGAACAGGCAGUUGCCAAGAAAAGAUACUCACUUGCACGAAAGAAAGCCUCUAGCACAGAGCCCUCCUAUAUGCACACCGCGCGGUACAUUGGAUCGAAUGGAUACCUCAUUAUAUCGCAGAAAAACGAGCUGCAGAUCCUUGACUGCCAGCAGAGCAAGAUUGCUCUGUGCAAGAGGAGAGGAGGCGUGGUGUUUGGAGAGCACCAGUGCUCUGAGUUCCUCCAAGACACGCUAGUGGUCUCUACGAAUGGAAGAGUGUACACGCUUUCUCUUCGAAAGGAAGAACAGCUAAAAGAGUUCUCCAAGAUGAACGCACAGGGGCAUCCAACAUCGCUUGCCAUUGUGCGAGAGAAUAUCCUUGCAUGCUACACAAAGGGCAUACACUCGCUAAAAGAAACAGUAGGAGGCGUAACAGAGACAAAGAGAAGGCUGGGAAGCGGCACUCCAAAAGAGUACAUUGGAGCUGUCCUCUCUUUCUGCGGGAACGCCAUGGCACUCUCCAUCAAAGAGAGCGCUGCAGCUGUAAAGAUCCUCGUUGCGUCCAGAGACUCAGGGUUUAUCCUUGGCGAGAUAGAAGAGAAGCCCUACCUUGCGCUCUCCAUAAACAACAUCAAAAAAACUCUUACAGUUCUCCACGCAACACACAUUGUUGUAUACUCAUACAGAGGAGAAGUUCUUUCAAAAACAGAGAUAAGCUGUGCAGAGCUCGAGACACAGGAGAGCUUGAGCACAGGAGAGCUGCUAGGAAAAAUAGUAGAAACUAGGGCUUACAAAUACUGCAUAGUGGCAUCUUCUUCCCACAUAUGCAUAUUCAGUGGCAAGGGAGAAAAGAUAAAAAGCAUAGCAAAGGCAGAGGGAGUGCCGCUGGGCAUCAGAGUAAGCACAGAUCUGAGCUGGAUACUUUUGAUGACAAAAAGAGAACAAGGUGCUGUUCUAGAAGUGGUGGAUAUGGAGACAUGCUGCAUUCUAUCAGAAACCUCGUUCCCGUAUGUGCCAAAAGACUUCCUUAUAACAGAGGACAAAAGCAGACUGAUUGUUACAACUGCUAAGCAAAUACUGCUCUUCGAAAAUACAUACAGAAUGAAGAAGGUCGAGCACGGAGAGGCAUGCGUGGAGUCACAGGGCAUUACUUUUAGCUCAGCGCACAAGUCUCGCAUCCGAUUGCUGCUCUCGUACGAGUCAUUUGGCGUUAAAGUCGAGGACGAAGGAGCUGCACUGUACAUCCUGCAGAAAGAGAACAUGGAAAACAGUCUUUCACCGGAGUCCAGCGCGCUGAAGAGCAUAGAAGCCUUGCUAGACGGAAACUGCCCCAUCUCUUCUAUCAUUGCGCACAUAAAAGAGACAGAAGACCCCACAGGGCUGAUCAUAGACCUCAUCGCGCACCUGGAGACAAAAUACGACAUUGCAGAGGCUUUAGUCAAUAGAGUGCUGUACUACAGGAGAAGAGACCUUGACAUGGACAGACUGAGCCAGCCUCUGAAGACCAGAGAAGAAAUAACAGAGCGGUUUAUUGCAACGUACCUAUCUACACUUUCCCUGGUUGAAAGUACAUAG
Messenger RNA from Nematocida minor, 2301 nucleotides. RefSeq lists its product as uncharacterized. The transcript has a single exon. Gene Ontology annotation, molecular function: protein binding. The record is from RefSeq and is a predicted model, not a curated record. Gene Ontology annotation, biological process: rRNA processing. NCBI's taxonomy places the organism in Eukaryota, Fungi, Microsporidia. Gene Ontology annotation, cellular component: Pwp2p-containing subcomplex of 90S preribosome; small-subunit processome. Bases 1 to 2301 code for a protein of 766 amino acids.